CGAAAUUAGGCGCGUUCAAAAUUAGAGCAGCUUCGGUUCCGCUCGGCUCUUUUCGUCUUCAUCAGUAUUCUUACCGUGUCCGCUGAGUUGAAACGAUUCUCAGGGACGGAGCCGCAAAGGAGGAGGGCAAGACUCCCGCAUCAUCGCGCCCGCUCUUUCCCUCACCAGCACCGCGGACUAUCGAGAGCCUCUGCGCUUUAACUGUGGUUAUUUUUUAACAUGUGUCGACUCUAUAUGGUUCCCGCUGUUUUGUGAACAGUGUGUGUUUGGUGGAUGUGGUCGCAUGGAUAAGCAGAAGACGAUGAUUUUGUCGGGUCUCCUCUUCUCUGCGUUAUGGGGACUGGCGCUCGGCGGAUCUCCGAGCGUCCAAAUCGGCGGCCUGUUCCCCAGAGGAGCAGACCAAGAGUACAGCGCGUUUCGGAUCGGAAUGGUUCAGUUCGGCACGGCCGAAUUCCGCCUCACUCCUCACAUUGAUAACCUGGAGGUGGCUAACAGCUUCGCCAUAACAAAUUGCUUUUGCUCACAGUUUUCCAGAGGAGUGUAUGCAAUCUUUGGCUUCUACGACAAAAAGUCAGUGAACACCAUCACGUCGUUCUGCGAGACGCUGCAUGUGUCCUUCAUCACGCCCAGUUUUCCAGCUGACGGACUCAACCAGUUUGUUCUGCAGAUGAGACCUGAUAUCAAAGGCCCUCUCAUCAGCCUGGUGGAGUAUUACAAGUGGGAGAAGUUUGCCUAUCUGUAUGACAGCGACAGAGGUCUGUCUACCCUGCAGGCAGUGCUGGACACAGCAGCAGAGAGGAAAUGGCAGGUAACAGCCAUAAACGUUGGAAACCUGAAGGAUGAGUGGAAAGACGAGGCAUAUCGCUCCCUCUUUCAGGACCUGGAGAACAAGAAAGAGCGGAGAGUCAUCCUAGACUGUGAACAGGACAAAGUCAAGGACAUUAUGGAGCAGGUCAUUACGAUCGGUCGACAUGUGAAAGGAUAUCACUACAUCAUUGCAAAUUUUGGCUUUGUGGAUGGAGAUUUGUCCAAGAUUCAGUAUGGAGGAGCGAAUGUAUCUGGAUUCCAGGUAGUGGAUUUUGAUGAUCCGCUUGUUGCUAAAUUUGAUCAGCGCUGGGAAGCACUGGAGGAGAAAGAGUACCCUGGAGCAGACAGCAGAAUCAGGUACACUUCCGCUCUCACAUAUGAUGCUGUGCAAGUAAUGACAGAGGCAUUCCGCUUUCUGCAUAAACAAAGGAUCGACAUCAGUCGCCGUGGCAACAACGGAGACUGCCUGGCCAAUCCUGCGGUGCCGUGGGCUCAGGGGGUGGAAAUAGAGCGUGCUCUCAAACAGGUGCGUGUGGAUGGAUUGACAGGAAAUAUUCAAUUCGAUCAGUACGGCAGAAGAGUGAAUUACACAGUCAAUGUCAUGGAGCUGAAAAACAGUGGCCCUGUGAAGAUUGGUUACUGGAAUGAGGUGGACAAAAUGGCCGUGACAAAAUCUGACCUUUUCCCCAAUGACACCAUGGGAAUGGAGAAUAAAACGGUUGUUGUGACAACAAUCCUGGAGGCACCGUAUGUAAUGCUGAAAAAGAAUGCAGAGUUAUUCACUGAUAAUGAACGUUAUGAAGGAUACUGUGUGGACCUGGCCGCUGAGAUUGCUAAGCAUUGUGGGUUUAAGUAUCAGCUGAGGAUUGUAGCAGAUGGAAAGUAUGGAGCACGAGAUGCUGAGACCAAGAUCUGGAAUGGCAUGGUUGGGGAACUGGUGUAUGGGAAAGCUGACAUAGCAGUAGCUCCUCUCACCAUCACUCUGGUCAGAGAGGAGGUGAUCGACUUCUCGAAACCUUUCAUGAGUCUGGGCAUAUCCAUUAUGAUCAAGAAACCACAGAAAUCCAAGCCGGGUGUCUUCUCCUUCCUGGACCCAUUGGCCUACGAGAUCUGGAUGUGCAUUGUAUUCGCCUACAUCGGAGUUAGCGUUGUGCUCUUUCUUGUUAGCCGCUUCAGCCCUUACGAGUGGCACACUGAAGAGUUUGAGGAUGGGCAGCUGGGCCCUAGCGAAUCUACCAACGAAUUUGGCAUCUUUAAUAGUCUGUGGUUUUCUCUGGGCGCUUUUAUGCAGCAGGGAUGCGAUAUUUCGCCAAGGUCUUUGUCUGGCCGUAUAGUUGGAGGUGUGUGGUGGUUUUUCACCCUCAUCAUCAUCUCGUCCUACACGGCUAACCUGGCUGCAUUUCUUACUGUGGAGAGGAUGGUGUCACCUAUCGAGAGUGCAGAAGACUUGGCCAAACAGACCGAGAUUGCCUAUGGGACAUUGGACGCAGGCUCCACCAAAGAAUUCUUUAGGAGAUCCAAGAUUGCUCUCUUUGACAAGAUGUGGCAGUACAUGAAGAGCGCAGAACCUUCUGUGUUUGUUAAAAACACUGUGGAAGGCGUUUUGCGUGUCCGAAAAUCCAAAGGCAAAUAUGCCUACCUUCUGGAGUCCACUAUGAAUGAGUACAUCGAGCAGCGCAAGCCCUGUGACACCAUGAAGGUCGGAGGGAACCUUGACUCUAAAGGCUACGGCAUCGCUACACCCAAGGGAUCUGCUUUAAGAAACGCGGUAAACCUUGCAGUGCUAAAACUGAACGAGCAGGGGCUUCUGGAUAAAUUGAAAAACAAAUGGUGGUACGACAAAGGAGAGUGCGGCAGCGGAGGCGGGGAGUCAAAGGAGAAGACUAGCGCCCUCAGCCUGAGUAACGUUGCGGGCGUCUUCUACAUCCUGGUGGGCGGCCUCGGGUUGGCCAUGCUGGUCGCUCUGGUGGAGUUCUGCUACAAGUCUCGCGCGGAGGCCAAACGCAUGAAGGUUGCCAAGACUCAGGCUCUAAAUCCCUCCUCUUCCUCGCAGAAUUCUCAGAAUUUUGCUACUUAUAAGGAAGGGUACAACAUGACGUUCACAGAUGCUAUGCGCAGUAAGGCCAGGUUGUCUAUAACGGGCAGUACAGGGGAGAACGGGCGAGUGCUGACUCCAGACUUCUCUAAAGCCGUCCAUGCUGUGCCGUACCUGAGACCUGGCAUGGCAAUGCCUCUGAGUGUGAGCGAGCUGUCCUGAGUGCCUUACAUACACACACAGACACACACACACACACACACACUGGUGCAAGCAUGCUGUACCCCCACUUUCACACACAAAUCCACAAACGUGUACAUAUUCUUACACACAUAGACACUAUGAUAAUAGUUAAUUAUUCCAUAUAAAAUGAAUCACACACAGGAUGUCAGAUCCAUAUGUUUACUGUUCAGUGCAAUCAUAUUUUGACCAACAGUCAUGUGUACAAGUAACAUUUGCAAAAACAUGCUGACAGACACAGAAAAGGUAUACAGGCACAUUGCUGUGUGUACAUAUGCAGACAACUUCACAAAAACUUUCUGUAGCCACACUUCUAUAAAGUUUCUUGUUGUGUACAUUUUGCAUAACUGCAUUUCCAAGUUCUCGUUUUGUCACACACUCGAAUACGCACAUAUAAUAUGACCUCAUUUUGCUUAUUUACUCACUCACACAAACACACUUGCCCCAUUGCUUCGGUUUUCAUCGACGUUUUUCACAUUGUAAGUGAUGACAUUGCAAUGCUGCACUGAGGAACAACGUUACACAUUGAAAAUAAUUCCUAUGGGAAAAGCUCGACAUCUGUUUCCAUAGCAACGUGUUUUUGGAAUCUCUGAUUCUCAAGAACUCAAGCACACGAAACAUCUGCAUCAAAUGUGAUUUUGUUUACUCAAUCUACGAUAUCUUAAAAAUGUUUGAAGAAUCAUUUCUUAUUAUAUGAGAUAUGUAUAAUAAAUUAUGUAUAUAAGUACACUUUUGUUCAUUAGAUGUUAAUGGUACCAUGCAAAUGCUUGACUUAAAGAAAAAACAAAAUGAUUUGAGUAGUUUUGUUUCUCCUCCUCAAUGGUUUGAUUUCUUGUGAUGUUCAUUUUUUUGGAUCACUGUGUUUGGAUCCGUUUUUCUUGCCUAUAUGGACGAUGCAAGCAGUAGUUUUAUAAUUGUCUUUUAAUUAAAAAAAGAAGAAAAAUUUAAAUAAUAUUUUACCUUCUGCAUUUCACCAGUUAGAUGAUAUAUUGAAAGUGUUAUAUUAAGAUGGAUCUGUAUAUGAAUAUAUGAACUUCAUAAUAUAUUACGAUAUCCCAAAAUGCCAAAUAUUGCAGUGUGCCAAAAUAUGUCAAGGCAUUUCAGAUGCAUUUAUUAAUAUUGUCUCUUUAUGGGGAAAUGUAAAGACUGAAAAUUAGCACCCUCUACUCAAGGGUUUGUUAUUUAUGUCAUCUUUGGCUUGUUUUGUUUGGUUUGGUUUUUUUCAUAUCAAAUGCAUUGUACUUUUAUUAAGGUGCACUACGAUAUGCAGUUUUAACUGUGAAAAGCAUGACAACCUUUAGUUAUGUUUGUUUUUAUAAAAGCGAUGAUUAAGUAUAUCACUGAUAUUAGUUAACUAGGAAUUUAAUUUUUGUAGUCCAGUUAUGAUCUGAAGACUAAGAGAUGGAGAUGAUUACAGAUAGUUAUAUUGAUAAUUAUAUUGAUAAAGUAUAAGCCAAUCACCCUUUUCUAUGCCAUGCUGUGUAACUGAAAUCUUGUUCAUUAGUUUUAUAUGUAUAUGUACUGUAAAUGUAAAUAGAAACCAUUCAUGUGUAUAACUUAAAAUCAUGGAUGAUACACCAAUACACACAGACGCACACAAAGAGGAUUGCUCAUAUUGUGCAUUUUGGGAGUACGCUUGGGAACCUGUGAGUGAAGAACCAAGCUGUCUCUCAUACAGUCACACAAAUGGACUCGUCAUCACUAGCAUCAUUUCAGUUGGAAAGUCUGCCAUGGGAUGAAAUGGAGGACAUUUUUCUAAAUGGAAUGUGGACUGAUUGCUUUAUUUUUUGGAAUCUUUUGGAAUAAACAGAGACUGAGAAUCCUCUGA
Messenger RNA from Megalobrama amblycephala (Wuchang bream), 4910 nucleotides. It is a transcript of the gene gria2a, whose product is annotated as glutamate receptor, ionotropic, AMPA 2a. Gene Ontology annotation, cellular component: dendritic spine; postsynaptic membrane; AMPA glutamate receptor complex. The transcript is spliced from 16 exons. Gene Ontology annotation, biological process: synaptic transmission, glutamatergic; monoatomic ion transport; modulation of chemical synaptic transmission. Lineage: Eukaryota; Metazoa; Chordata; Actinopteri; Cypriniformes; Xenocyprididae. Bases 284 to 3064 code for a protein of 926 amino acids. The record is from RefSeq and is a predicted model, not a curated record. Gene Ontology annotation, molecular function: transmitter-gated monoatomic ion channel activity involved in regulation of postsynaptic membrane potential; AMPA glutamate receptor activity.